Aspergillus nidulans FGSC A4 is the source of this 1164-nucleotide messenger RNA. Its product is annotated as PhzF family phenazine biosynthesis protein. The record is from RefSeq and is a predicted model, not a curated record. Lineage: Eukaryota; Fungi; Ascomycota; Eurotiomycetes; Eurotiales; Aspergillaceae. Bases 1 to 1092 code for a protein of 363 amino acids. Gene Ontology annotation, molecular function: catalytic activity. The transcript has a single exon.
AUGGCUAUCGAUUUACCUUUGGAAUAUGAGUCAUCAUUCAAGCUCCAAGAGCAAGUUAGUGAUGACUCAAGUCUGUCACAGGGCGUACCUUUUUUUGGCUUGAUUCAAAUGGACUUCGUCCCGCAAGAUCCUUCAACAUUCAAACCAUAUCUGACAACAAUGGCCAGAGUUGACUUUGUCACACUUGACGUCUUCACGACCAAGAUUUAUGAGGGCAACCCCCUCGCCGUGGUCUUCCUCCCCGCACCGACAUCUACCCAACUGACCCAGCGCCAAAAGCAAACCAUUGCGCGCGAGUUCAACCUCUCCGAGACAAUCUUUGUCCAUUCUGAGUCUGGGCCCAGCGAGUCUCGUAAAAUCGACAUCUUCACCGGGAGCGAAGAACUACCGUUUGCUGGCCAUCCAACGAUCGGAGCGGCGUCAUGGUUCCUGCACCACGCGCCAGAGAGCAAACCUGUGACAAGGCUGACUAUGAAGGCCGGAGAUUUUCCAAUAACGUUCCAGAAUGCGGACUUGGGUGUAGUUUCCGCGCGGGUUGCGCACAACGUGCACAUCCAUGAGAACCAGUACCCGCUUGAUGAGAUACUGCGACUCUACCCAUCCGUCAAGCCAUACUUGACCCAGUCAUCGAUUGCCUUGAUCUCCAUUGUGAAAGGUAUGAGCCAGCUUCUCGUUGAAUUGCCCUCGCUUGAAGCUCUGGGUGCUGUGACGACUGCAAAUGGUGGGGAAGAAGCAAGUUCAUCUUAUCUGGACGCCGGAUGGGCCGAGGGGAUGGUUACGACGUACUUUUACGUCAAGGACGUCAAGGACGAGCUUCUGGGUCGCAACGUUAUCCGCACACGGACGAUUCUGGGGAGUCUCGAGGAUCCUGCGACUGGCAGCGCCGCGAGUGGCUUAACGGCUUACCUCUCGCUGAAAGAGGGCAGGGCUGGGCGGUUCGUGUACGACAUUGUGCAGGGUGUUGAGAUGGGUCGACGUAGUGAGAUUGGGCUUGAGGUGGUGACAGGGGAAAAGGGCAUUGAGAGCCUAGAGCUGAGGGGGAGUGCUGUGAAGGUCAGCGAGGGGUCAAUUGUUGUUCCUCAGGCCAAGUGAAUGGAUGGAGUGAACACUACCGGAAGUCUUUGACAUUGGCAAAUAUCCUAGUGCUGGAUACAAUUUGUAAGU